Messenger RNA from Cavia porcellus (domestic guinea pig), 3165 nucleotides. It is a transcript of the gene Safb2, whose product is annotated as scaffold attachment factor B2. Gene Ontology annotation, cellular component: nucleus. Bases 82 to 3042 code for a protein of 986 amino acids. Gene Ontology annotation, biological process: regulation of androgen receptor signaling pathway; regulation of mRNA processing; regulation of transcription by RNA polymerase II. The record is from RefSeq and is a predicted model, not a curated record. NCBI's taxonomy places the organism in Eukaryota, Metazoa, Chordata, Mammalia, Rodentia, Caviidae. The transcript is spliced from 21 exons. Gene Ontology annotation, molecular function: RNA binding; sequence-specific DNA binding.
GUUUUCCUCUUAGGCGGCGCCAUUUUGUGCACAGAACCGCUACAGCCGCCGGCGGUGAGGGGCUGACCCACCGUCGCGAGGAUGGCGGAACCCCUGACAGUGUCGGGCGACUCGGGCGCCGGCACUGCUGUUCUGGGCUUGGGCUCCUCGGAGCCCGGAACCCGGCGGCUCAGCGAGUUGCGCGUGAUUGACCUGCGGGCGGAGCUAAAGAAGCGAAAUUUGGACACUGGUGGCAACAAGAGCGUCCUGAUGGAGCGACUCAAGAAGGCCCUCAAGGAGGAGGGGCGAGACCCUGCCGAGCUUGGCAUCGGGCUGGAGGCCGCCAGCAGGAGGACGCCAAAGAGAUGCGCUAAAGGACAGAAGAUGGAGGAGGAGGGCACAGAGGACAACGGCCUGGAGGAGGACUGCAGAGACGGCCAGGAGGAUGUGGACGCGGGUUUGGAGCACCUGCAGAGCAUGGACAUGGUGGACAUGAGUGUGUUAGAUGAGGCUGAAGCCGAGGACAGCAGUGCCCCCGAUUUCGGGGAAGAGGACGGCGGCGGCGGCGACAACGGCAUUCUCGCCCCCCUCUGCGACAGUAAAGAGUGCGUGGCCGCGCAGCUGGGCCCGCUUCCCGCUCAGCUCCCGGGACACGCUGUAGGUAACUUGGAGGUGGACGCGGAAGGCUUUGAGAGCCCGCUGGAAGCUCCGGCGCUGGACUUCAAAGAGACCCCGGACAUGGAGGAGCCUCUCCCAGAGCCAGAAAAUGAGAAAAUACUCGACAUUUUGGGGGAAACUUGUAAAUCUGAGCCAGUAAAAGAAGAAGGUUCCGAGCUGGAGCAGCCAUUUGCACAGGAUACAAGUAGCGUGGGGCCAGACAGGAAGCUGGCGGAGGAAGAGGACCUUUUUGGCAGCGCCCCGGCGGAAGAGGAAGAGGAAGAAGAGCAGGAGCAGGAGCAGGAGGAAGAGGAGGAAGAGGAGGAGGAGGAGGGAGAUUUAGAUUUGGCCCGCGAGUCGACCCGCGCUCAGUGGAGCGAGGCAGACACCCCGUUAGCGGUAGUGAAAAGGGAGCCCGCGGAGCAGCCGGGCGCAGGCGGAGGCGGAGGCGCGCGGCCGGACUGUGAGCCUGUAGGGCUAGAGAAGCCAGUUGAGCAGAGUAGCGCGGCCUCCGAGCCGCCGCGGGCCGGUGGCCAGGAGCCGGCGGACGCGCCCGCGGAAGCCGCGAGCCCGGAGCCCCGGGAUAGCAAGGAAGACGUGAAGAAGUUUGAGUUUGACGCUUGUAAUGAAGUCCCUCCGGCUCCUAAAGAGUCCUCAGCCAGUGAGGGCGCUGAUCAGAACAUGAGCUCUUUUAAGGAAGAAAAAGAUAUAAAGCCAGUCAUUAAGGAUGAAAAAGGCCGGGUCAGCAGCAGCUCUGGACGGAACCUGUGGGUCAGUGGACUGUCCUCCACCACACGCGCAACUGACCUCAAGAGCCUGUUCAGCAAAUAUGGAAAGGUGGUGGGCGCCAAGGUGGUGACCAACGCCCGGAGUCCCGGGGCCCGCUGCUACGGCUUCGUCACCAUGUCCACGGCGGAGGAGGCCACCAAGUGCAUCAGCCACCUGCACAGGACGGAGCUGCACGGCAGGAUGAUCUCCGUGGAGAAGGCCAAAAACGAACCUGCGGGGAAGAAGCUGUCCGACAGGAGAGAGUGCGAGGUGAAGAAGGAGAAGCCGUCCAGCACCGAGCGGCAUCACCCUGUGGAGGUCAAGGUUGAAAAAACCGUGAUCAAGAAGGAAGAGAAGGCUGAGAAAAAGGAAGAGAAAAAGCCAGAAGACAUUAAAAAGGAAGAAAAAGACCAGGACGAGCUGAAAGCAGGACCUGCAGACCAGGCCAGAGUCACUAAGUCAGCAGGAAGCAGAGGCACAGAGCGCACAGUGGUGAUGGACAAGUCCAAGGGCGAGCCUGUCAUCAGCGUGAAGACCGCCAGCAGGUCCAAGGAGCGGAGCUCCAAGAGCCAGGACCGCAAGUCGGAGAGCAAGGAGCAGCGGGACAUCCUGUCCUUCGACAAGAUCAAGGAGCAGCGGGAGCGCGAGCGCCAGCGCCAGCGGGAGCGGGAGAUCCGGGAGACGGAGCGGCGGCGGGAGCGGGAGCAGCGCGAGCGGGAGCAGCGGCUGGAGGCCCUGCACGAGCGCAAGGAGAAGGCGCGGCUGCAGCGCGAGCGGCUGCACCUGGAGUGCCAGCGCCAGCGGCUGGAGCGGGAGCGCAUGGAGCGGGAGCGGCUGGAGCGCGAGCGCAUGCGCGUGGAGCGCGAGCGCAGGAAGGAGCAGGAGCGCAUCCACCGCGAGCGAGAGGAGCUGCGGCGCCAGCAGGAGCAGCUGCGCUACGAGCAGGAGCGGCGGCCCGCGCUGCGGCGGCCCUACGAGCUGGACAGGCGAGAGGACGCCUACUGGCCGGACAGUAAGCGAGUGGCCCUGGAGGACAGGUACCGUGCUGACUUCCCCCGGCCCGAUCACCGCUUCCACGAUUUCGACCACCGCGACCGGGGCCAGUACCAGGACCACGGCGCCGACAGGAGGGAAGGGGCCCGGCCAGGGAUGGGUGAGCGAGACGGGCAGCACUACAUGGACGAGCGCCACGGCCACGGAGCACACCCUGAGCGCCACAGCCGGGACUCACGAGACGGCUGGGGCGGCUAUGGCUCCGACAAGAGGCUGAGUGACGGGCGGGGGCUGCCGCCGCCUCCCAGGGGCGGACGAGACUGGGCUGAGCACAGCCCGCGGCUGGAGGAGCCCCCGGCGCGUGCCUGGCAGGGUGCAGUGGACACAGGCGUCGUUGGCCGGGAGCACACGCGCUGGCCAGGUGCCGAGCGGGGCCUGAGCGGACCCUCGGGGCCGGGGCACGCGGCAAGUCGGGGCGGCGUGGCGGGGCGCGGCGGCUUCGCGCAGGGCGCACACUCCCAGGGCCACGUGGUACCGGGCGGAAGCCUGGAGGGCGGCGGAGUGACCGGCCAGGACCGGGCCAGCAGAGCCCCGCACCCUCACCCUCACCCUCACCCCUACCCGCACUUCACCCGCCGCUACUAGAUUGCCGUGGUGGGCGACGUGAACGCGCUCUGUAACAAACUCGCCCCUGUCCUGCCGUUUUUACGCCCAGGUUUCUGUUAACGAGGCAUUCCAUUUUCCACGAAUAAAGGUGUACAGUUCGCA